Penaeus vannamei (Pacific white shrimp) is the source of this 1382-nucleotide messenger RNA. It is a transcript of the gene Lst8, whose product is annotated as MTOR associated protein, LST8. Gene Ontology annotation, molecular function: protein binding. Gene Ontology annotation, cellular component: TORC2 complex; TORC1 complex. The record is from RefSeq and is a predicted model, not a curated record. Gene Ontology annotation, biological process: regulation of actin cytoskeleton organization; TOR signaling. Lineage: Eukaryota; Metazoa; Arthropoda; Malacostraca; Decapoda; Penaeidae.
UCUUAUCUCUGCCGGACGAUGAGCGAGAAAUGUAAACAAACUCGGCACGAUAGUUGGGCGGUGAAAAAAUUAUCUCGGUUUUCUGCUGAAAUUUUUACGCUGAGUGGGAAUCAUGUCGAGUGACGAGUCAGGAGAUCAAGUCAUUUUAGCGACAGCUAGUUAUGAUCACAAUAUCAAGUUGUGGCAAGCCCAUAGUGGGAUUUGCCAGCGCACUCUUCAACACAACGAGUCUCAAGUGAAUGCCAUGGAAAUAACGCCUGACCGACAGUUGCUCGCAGCUGCAGGGUACCAGCAUAUCCGUAUGUAUGACAUCAACUCCUCAGCACCAAAUCCAGUUAUCAACUAUGAGGGAGUGAGCAAAAAUGUUACAGCUGUAGGAUUCCAGGAGGAUGGCAAGUGGAUGUUCACAGGGGGAGAGGAUUCUACUGCUAAAAUAUGGGAUUUGAGGUCCAGAAACUUGCACGUGUCGAGAAUCUUCCAAGUUAGUGCUCCGGUCAACUGUGCUUGCCUUCACCCAAACCAGGCAGAGCUCUUUGUCGGGGAUCAGUCUGGAGUGAUUCACAUUUGGGAUGUGAAAACUGAGCAUAAUGAGCAGCUGAUACCUGAACCUGAUGCCAGUAUCCAAAGCAUUGCCAUUGAUCCUGAAGGCACUUACAUGGCUGCGGUGAACAACAAGGGCAAAUGCUACGUGUGGAGACUCUCAGGUGGAACAGGCGAUACACCCAUCACACUCACUCCCACAAAAUCGCUCCUUGCUCACAACAAAUAUGCACUCAAAGUCAAGUUCAGUCCGGAUUCUACCAUGAUGGUAACAACAUCAGCUGAUCACACAGCCAAGAUAUGGAAAACGGCUGAUUUCUCUCAGAUGACAGAGCUCCGAGACAGUAGUCAGCGCUGGGUGUGGGAUGUUGCCUUUUCUGCUGACUCUCAACAUGUUGUGACUGGUUCCUCGGAUAACACGGCACGGUUAUGGUCUGUGGAAACAGGAGAAGUGAAGCGGGAAUACUCGGGACAUCAGAAAACCAUCUCCGCCAUUGCAUUCAGAGAUGUGUUAUACUCUUAAUAUAUGUGUAUAUUUUCCAAGUCUUUGUACAUGCUUUUUCUUUAUUUUACAUAUGUGUGUAAGAUGUAACUUUUGUUGUAUUUCCUUGCUGGGAGUACUUCCAGGAAAUAAUAAGAAACCAAGUCACAUGUAUUUUAUGAAUAUCCUUUUAUGUUAUUUAAGGACAUCUUAAAAUUGUAUAAGUGCUUUAGAUAUUUCAUCUGUUAGAUAUGAAAAGUAACAAUAAAAAUGCCAAAUAUUAAGCAAAAUGUUGAAAUGGAAAAAUAAAGUUGUUGUUGCUUAUGUAAUGUUCUUAAAAUAAACUUAUUGUGGUAUUAAA